GGGAGGGAGGGGCGCAAGCAAACACAUUUCUGCAUCUGUUUCCAUCGUUCAAGAUAUUCUGAAAAAGAAGCUGCAGCCAUGGCGGAGGCUCAUCAGGCCGUAGCGUUCCAGUUCACCAUCACACCAGAGGGGAUCGAUCUACAGCUGUCCUAUCAGGCCCUGAACCAGAUCUACCUGUCUGGAGUUCGUUCCUGGAAAAAGCGAGUCAGCCGCAUGAAGAACAGAGUGAUAAAGGGCGUGUAUCCGGCCAGCCCGUCCUCGUGGCUCUUUGUUGCCAUCGGCAUCCUGGCUACCAUGUACAUGCAGUCUGAUCCCAGCAUGGGGCUCAUCUCAAAGAUCCAGCAGCAUCUUCCAUUAAGCCUCCACGUGUCCCUCAGCAGUCAGGGUCAAACCAUGGUGUCAGCUCUGGUCUUCAGCACCCUGCUGUGGCUCUCCCUCAUCCUGGCUCUCCGCUUCUGCCUGAAGCUGCUGCUCUCCUACCACCAGUGGAUGUUCGAGCAGCAUGGGAGGGUCUCCAACACCACUAAAGUUUGGGUGACUCUGAUGAGGUUAUUUUCAAGAAAGAAACCUUUGCUGUACAGCUAUCAGACCUCCCUUCCUCACCUUCCUGUUCCUGCCAUACAGGACACACUGAGCAGGUAUCUGGAGUCAGUGCGCCCUCUGCUGACGGAUCCAGAGUUUGAGCGGAUGAAAAACUUGGCUGAUGAGUUCGAGUCGAGCCUUGGGCACCGCCUCCAGCGCUACCUCAGACUUAAAGCUCUUUGGGCUGCCAACUAUGUCAGCGAUUGGUGGGAAGAAUACGUCUACUUGAGAGGUCGAGGCCCCAUAAUGGUCAACAGUAAUUACUAUGGCAUGGACUUUCUGUAUGUGACGCCAACAUCGGUGCAGGCGGCCCGAGCAGGAAACACCAUUACUGCGCUCCUGCUCUACCGACGCAAAGUAAACAGAGAGGAGCUGACACCGAGUCGUGUUCCAGGCACUGUGAUCCCUCUGUGUGCAGCUCAGUGUGAGAGAAUGUUCAACACUACUCGAACACCAGGAGUUGAGACAGAUGUGCUCCAGCACUGGCAAGACAGCGAGUUUGUGGCAGUUUACCACAAGGGGCGUUAUUUCCGACUGUGGGUUUAUCGGGCAGGUCGCCUGCUUUCUCCCAGAGAAAUCGAAUAUCAGAUCCAGAGAAUCCUGGAUGACCCUUCACCCCCACUUCCUGGCGAGGAAAAACUGGGAGCUCUAACAGCUGGAGACAGGAUCCCGUGGGCUCAGAUGCGGCAGCAGUUCUUCAGCUCUGGGAUCAAUAAAAAGUCACUGGAUGCCAUUGAGAAGGCGGCUUUCUUCGUAACACUGGAUGAUGAAGAGCAGGGGAUGAAGGGAGACGACCCAGCAGGAAACCUGGAUCGCUACGCCAAGUCAUUGCUUCAUGGAAAAUGUUACGAUCGGUGGUUUGAUAAAUCUUUCUCCAUCGUGAUUUACAAAAAUGGCAAGAGCGGCUUGAAUGCAGAGCAUUCCUGGGCUGAUGCACCAACGGUGGCUCAUCUCUGGGAGUAUACCCUCGCUACAGAUGCCUUCCAGCUGGGCUACACUGAGGAGGGUCACUGCAAAGGCGAAGUGGAUCUGUCGUUGCCUCCGCCCCAGAGGCUUGCGUGGGAAAUCCCAGCAGAGGUCCAGACUCAGGUUUGCAGCUCUCUUGCCGUCGCACGGACUUUGGCCGACAAUGUGGACUGCCACGUCUUUCCUUUCAGGGAUUUCGGAAAGGGUCGUAUCAAGAAGUGCAAGAUUAGCCCCGAUGCGUUCAUACAGAUCAGCUUACAGCUGGCCUACUACAGGGAUCGUGGUUGCUUCUGUCUGACAUACGAGGCGUCGAUGACCCGUCUGUUCAGGGAGGGGCGAACAGAGACUGUAAGAUCCUGCUCCAGUGACAGCUGCGCCUUUGUCAAAGCUCUGGAGAACGGAGAAUCAGAGGAGGUGUGCCGGCGUCUUUUCCGAUCGGCUUCAGAGAAGCACCAGAACCUGUAUCGGAUGGCCAUGACUGGAGCUGGGAUAGACCGACAUCUCUUCUGCCUCUAUGUGGUCUCUAAAUACUUAGGGGUGGAUUCACCUUUUCUUCAUGAGGUUCUGUCGGAGCCGUGGCGCCUCUCCACCAGUCAGACUCCGGUUCAGCAGCUGGAGCUGUUUGAUCUGAAGAACCACCCAGACUUUAUAUCCCUUGGUGGAGGUUUUGGACCGGUUGCAGACGAUGGUUACGGAGUUUCGUACAUAAUUGUUGGAGAGGACCUCAUUAACUUCCACGUGUCAUCGAAGUACUCCUGUGGGGAGACUGACUCCCACAGGUUCGGUGCUCAGAUCCAAAAGGCCCUCGGAGACAUAAUGGCUGUGGUCUCAGCUGAGCCCAAAACCUCACCCUCCUCCAAAGGCACCAAUCAGUCCAAGAAACUCCACUAAACAAAACAAGACAGGAUACUGAAGUCAUUCACCUCACAGUCCAAAAGCGAUAACGGUAGAGGGUCAGCCUCAGUAUAUAACAACAUUAACAGUUAUUAUGAGGAUCAUGUAAAUACUCUUUUUUUUUCUCUCCUGUUUCUGUUUCCAUUUUCAACACGUCUAUAACAUCUAACAUCUACCUAGACAACCAAGUUAAAGUAAAAUCUUUAACAUUAAUACACAUCUAGCUCUGGGAUUAGUGUUGCCAUGUUCUUCUCUUAAAGCUGCUGAAUCCAGAGGAUGAUGCAACAGCUGGUCACAUCAAUAUGAGAACAAGACCACAGCGCUGUUUGCAUACUUUUUCUGAGGAUGCAUUCAAUCAGGGAGAAAAUAAAUUCACCUUCUGCCUUGCUUGUACACACUUGGAGCCAUUCUGGACAGAAAAGCUGUAAUUCUUCAUGAGUCAGAUUUAAACUGGGUGUCAAAGUUAUUCCUGAGAGUAUUAGGUCUAUUUUCAAUACAGCAGCAUCCCAAAGGUGCAUUUUAUUUGGCCGCAGCACUUAGCUAGGAUGUAAAAGUUUAACCAAAAUUAUAUUGGGACCCAUGGGCAGUUGGAUCUGAGACUCCUGGUGCCUCGUUGUGUUUCUUCAACCGCAGCUCAGUUUUGGCAGCCUUGGUUUCCUGUUCUGGUUUUUUGCUGCUGUAGCUCAAAAGCUUCUCAAAGAUUGUUUUCUCCACUUGUUAGAGUUCUUAAUUCAUCUUUGCCUAAUCCAAUAAUUCUUUCCUGAAUUUGAACAUUGUUAAAAUAUUUUGAAUCGCUUUGUUUUUUGCAAUUUGUUUUCACUAUGUUGAUCACAGUGUGAUAAAAGAGGUCAUUAAAGGGGCAGAACAGCAUGUAUCCAUAUAAACGUCCCACUUGAAGUAACUGGUUACAUAAUAUCCGACCGCAGGAAGUGGCCGUUUACUUCCCUUAAUGGAGCAGAAGCCCAGUGGAACCAGUGUUUUUAAUGUUCAGUAUAUUCAAUAUAUUAUAAUAUAACAAUAUUGUAUAUGUAGGCUAUGAAGGGAAUUUUGUUCCAUUAUUGAAAAGAAAAAACAGCAAUCCACAAACAAAAUUUAUUAAUCAUUUUUUUUCUUUUUCUUUUUAUAGAUAUUAAAUAUUCAAGUAAAUUUUCUGUUGUUUUUUUUCAGAUGAAGUUUUAUGAAUUGCAUUCUUUUCAAACUGCGUUUUGUUACUUAUCCCAAAAGGGAGAGGAGGCAGCAAAUUUCCACUCAAAAUUGAUUAAGGACUUUUUAUAAUUCUAAAUUCUGGAUUUUUUUCAUAUACAGAUUUAUUUUUUUGUCCUUGCAGCAGCCAUGCAAAGAAAUUCCUAUAUUUGUAAAAAUUCUUCCUCUUCUUGAAAUGCAGCAACAUAAUCUGAUGUUAAAAGAUGGAGAAAAAAUACAAACUUCAGCUUGAGAACAUUCACUGUGUGGAAACAUCUGUUUACAGUUUAAAUGGUUUAGCCUCUGAUUAAAAGAGAAGUACCCUAUUUAUUUGUAGCCUGAGUUUCGAUGUGAUCUGUGAGCAUCGUUUCCCACGGAGGAAACUGUAUGAAAAAGAGAUCAAUUCUUUCAGGGUUAUUUGACCGCUACACUGAACAGGGACCUUUACACCGGAAACAGCAGCUAAUACAAGGAUAGAUCUUCAUCAAAUUUGACCAAGUAGGGAUAAAUGUGACUAAUACUGAGACAUUUAGCCAAUGUGAAAGAGGCGCCUCAUAUUUACUGUUUAUAGAAGCAGAAUCUGUGAGGAAGGACUUGUUUCUCUUUAAGGGCCACAAACAGUGAGAGUCCAUUAAAUCUGAAACCAUUUAAAACAAAUUUCUGUUUAGUCUGAAAAACACAGAAUCAACAUCUGUAAAGAGAUCAAAGCCCGCUGGUCCUAAACGAUUCAAAAUGUUAACUUUAAAACAUCUCCAGGAUGGAGCGACCUCCAUCGCUCAGGAGGGAUUUGCACCCAGUUUUCUACACCGACUGCCUCCCAUCCUUAAAAGAUUUUGGAGGCAGUCUGGUCUUUAGUCAGACAUAAUCCAGCUGAUGGUCUCUUUAUAAAAUCAGCUGAUAAAGACGUUCAUUCUAAACACUGACUGAUUUCUAUCUGUUUUCUUUGCCUUCUCUGCUUUUUUCUUCACCUAUUUAAUACAUUGUCUUUUAUAAUUCCUUUUUUAACCAAUACUUGUUUUAUUGAUUACUUCCUGUAUGUAGAUUAAUAGGGUUAUUAUCUAUAGUAAACUUUCAUCGUCCUGAUUAUAGAUAUUUUAACUUCAGAAAAUGUUGAAUUGAUCAGUCUACCUUUGUAUAAAAUGGAUAACAUAAAAUAGGUGGUGUCUGAGUAUUCUACAGAUAUAUAAAACUGUUUAUGGAUAAAUAUUUGCAAGAAGGGCAAAAGAGAAUACUUUUUUAAAUGUUUUUUUAAUUAUUUGUAUUUGCAGGAUGUUGAUAUAUUAGUUAAUUGUGUAGAGGGCUGUAACCAGCUCUUAAAUGUAUUAAUGGUGGAAUUAGAUAAUUUAGGGCCUUUUUAAAUUUAAUUUCUUUUUAGAUUAUGUGGCAUUUAAGUUUGUUUUUUUUGUGAGCAGACCAGAGGCCUCAUGCAUAACAACAAUCUAAAAAGUGCUUAAUCUUUCCCUGAUAAAAGGAAAAGUUCCUUUAAUUUAAACUUAAGAAGAACCAAACCUGGUGGCGGCAUGAAGCAAUAAUAGAGCUCAGUACUCUGCAGUGGGGGAGUAGCGACCUCGUGGUUUGGGCUUGAGGUGCGAGUCCCACUCCCACGCACUGCCACUCUGGCUCUCUGAGCAACACCCUUAACCCCACACUGUUCCUCUAGCGCCCCACGAUGGCAGCCCACUGCUCCCCAAGCGGGUAGGUUAAAUGCAGAGGUAAUUUUCUUCGAUGUGUGAUCAAUAAAAUUACAAGUAUUAUUAGACGGCGCCUUCUUGGCUUUAUACUAACAAUUUAAAACAAAACGAAGCCCCAGACUGCUUAGUCAGUUUCUUUGCUUAGUCCCUCUCAUUCAAUAAGCGCUUGUUGGGAUGUAAUAAAAUCUUCCUAAGGAACCUUAUUUGGACUGCUGGAUAAAGUCUCUCUGUUAGAGCCUGACCACAUCAUUGGUUGUUUUGGCAGUUGGUGGGUGUCUUUCACACAUUUUUACAGAUCUCUAUGUGUAUUUAGAGACUGGGAUGGCGGGGAAAAAGAGACAUGAGCCUGGGGUCUUAAUGAAGAAUAAAAAAAAUAUCUCCCUACCUCCAAACUUUAUGCAUGAGGCUCCUGUACACACCAUUAAUACCUUUAGUGUUUUAUUUUGACAAGAUUCCAACCUCUUAAGGGGACUUCUGAGUCAGCAAACUUCUAUAACAUUACCGGACAUGCCUUAGCAAUUUAAGGGCACCAUGAUGGCAAAACUCAUAACAGCCGGGCCAAACAUAACAUGGCUCUGUUUAUAUGGAAUAAAGAAUGAGUUAAAGUCAGUUUUUUUACUCCUGCCGCUUACAAAAGCAAACCUUGGUGCCUCUUUAUAAAUGUUUACUCUGCAGUAUCAAUGCAAAUAUUUGUAUCAAUGCAAACCCAGUGGGGUAACCUCUUAAAACAUGGUCAAAAGCUAAGCUGUUUUCGUUUUUACUGUAGAGUUUAAAAGGUUGGCCUUUUAAACUCUAUUCAGUGCCAUUUGGGAAAAAAGAAACUCUCUGAUUAUGUUGUGGUGGAAAAAAUAGAUCAGUUGCAUUUGUCUUUUUUGUAGACUUGUAUUAGACUUUUUUUAGACAUGAAGUUGAUCAAUAUUUAGGUCUUUCGGGGGGGGGGGGACAAACUUUUUUACCGUCUCUCCAUCUCGACGGUUGUGUAACUGACAGUGAUACAGAUGCACAGUUUUCUUGGA
Cyprinodon tularosa is the source of this 6331-nucleotide messenger RNA. Its product is annotated as carnitine O-palmitoyltransferase 1, liver isoform-like. Gene Ontology annotation, biological process: fatty acid metabolic process; carnitine metabolic process. NCBI's taxonomy places the organism in Eukaryota, Metazoa, Chordata, Actinopteri, Cyprinodontiformes, Cyprinodontidae. The coding region runs from base 79 to 2439 and encodes 786 amino acids. Gene Ontology annotation, molecular function: carnitine O-palmitoyltransferase activity. The record is from RefSeq and is a predicted model, not a curated record. The transcript has 19 exons. Gene Ontology annotation, cellular component: mitochondrion.